CAUCACACAUGCGCCGCGGGGGGCUUCGGGCUGAAUGACUGAGGCGCGUAAGCAGCACCGCUCCUCCUGUCCAUGGCGUGAACCGUCCACAGCGGGAAACUCUGGCGUGAUUCAUAUUCUACUGCGCUGAUAACGUUGUUCACAGAUGGAGGAGGUUGACGUCGAGCCGGCGAUCACCAAUAUUCCCGCAGCCAGUCAUGGGAAGCACUUGGGAUUUGCGUGGGGCCCUGGUGACAUCCUGGUGUAUGAGACCCUUUACAAAGGUAGUGCCGGGUCGGCUGCUUGUCCUUUCAUCCACGAGGUCAGGAAAGACGAGGACAUAUAUUCCCCUAUUCUGCGCAAACUCUUCAACGAGUCACACCACCUCUUUGUUGGCCUGCAGACGAUCAGAGAAGACCUGCCGAGCAAGAACAAAAAACCUCAGUUUGUCAGCAUCAGUAAAAACUACAGAUCUGUGAUCCGAGCAUGUAUGGAAGAACUUCAGCAAGUUGCAGUUUCUACAAAAGAUGCUCAAGUAGCAACACAAUAUGGAAAUCAGGUGUCCAUUCUGUUGGCCAUAGAGCUGAUCUGGAAUCUGUGUGAAGUGCUUUUCAUCGACGCAGCUCCCGCGGGUUCCCUGUUGCUCCACCUCCUGGACUGGGUGAGGUUACACAAGGCUGACGUGGAUGAGAAGGCCAGAGAAGUUCUGCAGAGUGAGAGCCCUGCUGAGCACCACGACUACUGGGAUGUGGUGGUGAGUUAUGUGCUGCAGGGCAGGUUGGACGAAGCCAGACACAUGCUGGUGAAGCAGGCCACCCUACAGCCUGCUGCUAGAAAAAUGUACAAGCUGAUGGACUCGCUGCUCAGCAAGAUGCCCUUCUACAAUCCUGGUGGAACCCAGACGUUGACAGAGUUCGAUGUGAAGUGGAGACACUGGCACGAGGAGGUGGACCGCUGCCUGCAGGACAGCUCUUUCGCCAGCAACAGACACCUGGAGAUCAUCUGUAAGAUCUUAGUUGGGGAUGAAGACACUUUGCUUGAACACAAGGAGUUGCUGAGCACCUGGUACCACUUCCUGGUUACGAGGCUGCUGUUCUGCCAGCCCACAGUCAAGCCCACUGAGUUACAUUACUAUGCACAGUCGUGCAUGACCAUGUUCCUGGACUCGAGGAGCGUCCCAGAGCCCCUGGAUAACAUUUUACUAGCAGCCUUUGAGUUUGACAUCCAUCAGGUCAUCAAGGACUGCAGCAUUGCUCUCAACAACUGGUGGUUUGUGGCCCAUUUGACAGAUCUGCUGGAUCACUGCAAACUCCUGCAGUCUCACAAUCUACACUUUGGCUCCAACUUGAGAGAGUUUCUCCUGUUGGAAUAUGCAUCCGGCCUCUUCACUCAUCACAGUCUUUGGCAGUUGGCGGUGGAUUACUUUGACCACUGUCCAGAGUUUGGUCGCGUGUACCUGGAGCUGCAGAUCGAGCGUGUUCCUGUCGACACGGAGCGCAAAGCCCUUAAGGUGCUCAGGAUCUGUGAGCAAAGGCAAAUGUCCGAGCAAGUGCGGAGUAUCUGUAAGAUCAUGGCUAUGCGGGGUCUGAGGAACAACAGACUGGGCUCGGCUCUCUCCUGGAGCAUCAGGGCCAAGGAUGCUGCCUUUGCCACUCUCAUUUCAGAGCGGUUCCUACAGGAUUACUGCGCCAAGGGGAUGUUCUCUGAUCUUGACCUAAUAGACAACUUGGGUCCAGCAAUGCUGCUCAGCGACAGGCUCACUUUCCUUGGAAAGUACCGCGAGUUCCACAAGCUGUACGGAGAGAAGCGCUUCAGGGAGGCGGCCAAGCUGCUCCUCUCCCUCAUGACGGCAAAGAUCGCCCCCCGCAGCUUCUGGAUGACACUGCUGACUGACGCCCUGCCACUGCUCGAGCAGAAAGAGGUGAUCUUCUCCGCGGACCAGACCUACGAGCUGAUGUUCUGUUUGGAGGAACUUACCUCCUCACUGAACAGCGCCCCUCCCAGCGCCGACAGGCCCAUGCAGGAGGAAGACAUUGAGCUGACCAAGGUGGAGCUCUUGAGACUCGCUCUGGCCAGGAACCUGGCCAUGGCUAUCGUCAAAGAGGGAACUGUGGAAACAUGAGCGGUGACAUUAAAGAGGAAGGCUUUGUGUUUGCAUUUUUUUUGUACUGUAUAUAAACUUCAAGUAAUCCAACCGUGGUCUUUGAUAAUAAAACUUUAACUAUAAACGA
Molecule: messenger RNA, 2210 nt
Organism: Platichthys flesus (European flounder)
Lineage: Eukaryota; Metazoa; Chordata; Actinopteri; Pleuronectiformes; Pleuronectidae
Gene: nup85
Product: nucleoporin 85
Exons: 19
Coding region: 146-2101 (651 amino acids)
Biological process (GO): positive regulation of DNA-templated transcription; mRNA export from nucleus; protein import into nucleus
Cellular component (GO): nuclear pore outer ring
Molecular function (GO): structural constituent of nuclear pore
Source: RefSeq, a predicted model, not a curated record